CUGCUGGCAACAACUAUCUAUCUAUCCAUCCAUCUCAUCGACUUCAGUUAUAGGUUCCUGCUUUUUACCCAUUAUUCACGCCACCCAGUGUCUUGUCAGUGCUCUCAUCAUGACAUUCGCUACUCAAGAUCUUACCAUGCAGCCGGGCGUUCUGCAGACACCUAAGCGUGGGCAUGAUACAGCUCAGAAAUCCUGCUCUACGUUCCUACCCACACCAAUCUCGGAGAAGAGUAGCCGCGAUGUUUUGUCCGUACUGGACCCGAACAAGUUCUCUUGGUUGUCACCAGCAUCGACAAUCUCUACCACGUCAUCUCCGGCAGGCUUCAACGAUAUGUGGGAUCCACCCGAGACGCCCACCAAGCGGACGGUGAACGCUUCUUUACGAGGUAUCCUGACGCCUGUGACACCUCCAACACCCCCUGAUUUCCCCAAAAAGUUACUUCUCACCCCAAUUUCCAAGCCUUUUUUCGGCGUUGGAGUGACUCCGGCGAUUCAGCAGCCCCUUUUCCAGGAAAAAGGGACAGCGGCACAGGAUGACCCUUCUGAACCGAAGUUGUUCCGAGGCGUCACGUUGGUGCUUGAAGAGAUUUCCAAGGCAAGCGUCGCAGCUGCUACCGUCAAAUACAACAGCGACCCCACGUUCGUGUUCACGCAGGAUACCAGUGUCAGUUUACGAACGCGUUCCAAGACAGCCUCCACCACACCAGUCGCUUCAUUUCCACGUACCGCUAUCCGCGAAGAGACAAGCAUCGUUACACCUCCCCAAGGUCGCAUCCAUCCGCUCUUGCAUAGCAAGUUUGCGAAGCUACUAGAACAACUCAUACCACACGAUCUUCAUGCAAGGCUGGCCAGCGCUCCUGGCUGCUGCGCCGCAUCUCUCGUAACAAGCCCCUCUACGCGAUGCAGUUCUGCUGCAAAGCCUAAGGGGUCGCGUAAUGAUGCUAUUAGCGCUGUGAAGAAUGUCUCGAAGUGCAACAGACAAGAGGACUACUGCAGUAUGCUUCGCAAUAUCGAAACGGUUGUGCAGUCAGUCAUGUGCAUCAGGCAUCAACAUACGGCGUUGACACAGCUCAAGGCUGGAUCCAGGAUAUCGCAACUGCGCAGCAAGCUUGAAGGUACGACACGCAUGACGGCACUGGACCAAUCCACUCUUACGCAAUGGGUCAACACGAUUAGUGACCUUGAUGCGUCUAUGGAUCACGCUGCUCGACCUAUCAUCAUUGAGACAAAAUCCAAGCCACCUCCACAGCUCAAGCGGGAAUUGAAGCCCAUGUUCAAGUUGCCGACGGUUGAGACGAAAGCCCGCUUCUCCCCCUCAUCAGGCUUCAGAACCUAUGAACCAACGAAGACCAGGGGACUCUCCGUUUUUUCGGCUCUUCAUGAGAAGGCUGCCUCUCCAUUGGGUACCAAAGAUCUGACUCCGGGUUACGUUUACCUCUUCUGGGACAAGGCAUUCUUUGGCAUGGUGAAGAUCGGACACACCAAAGAUUUGGCCAAGCGACUCAAGAGUUGGAAUACGAAGUGCAAGCACCAGCACGACUAUCACUCCAGUGCGGAAAGUCAGGUGGAGAUGCCGUAUGUCCAUCGCGUUGAGCAGCUCAUACAUACAGAGCUGAAGGGGUGUAGACUGCGAAGACAGUGUGAAGGCUGCGGUAAGCUGCACAAAGAAUGGUUUGAAGCCAGUCAAGCGCAUGUAGUCAAGGUCAUGAAGAAGUGGCGAGAGUGGAUCUUGCAAGAGCCUUAUGUGCAGGAUAAAGAGUCGAGGGAGUGGGUGCUCAAGCCUGAGAUACUCGCUUCCCUUGAGCAGAUGUGUGAGCCUCUACCCCAAGAUGUGGCUACUCAGAAGUCUCAAAGGAAGAGUGGGGGUAUGCAACGCAAUUCGCGAAAGAGGAAGAGCCCCCGCCGAACGAUGUAAGAGCAGAUCCUGGUCAGCUUGGCGGUAGUUGGUCGCUGCGAAGUGAGGUGAAGGCGGGGAAACCAGCGUCACCGCGAGUUCGCUCUCACCUUGAAGUCUAGCAUAGGUACGCAACGGCGACGUUAUCUUCGACGAAGUUGCAGAUAUCGGCAGAGAAAGGCGAACCCGCACCCACAUUGCCAUCAUGGCUUGAACUUCCCUUUCUCGACUUUGUAGAGGGUAUUGACCCUGGCUACACUCCGCAGGCCAACGAGGCAAGGAACAAACCCACCAUUGACCGUAUCCGGCUUGG
Molecule: messenger RNA, 2207 nt
Organism: Alternaria rosae
Lineage: Eukaryota; Fungi; Ascomycota; Dothideomycetes; Pleosporales; Pleosporaceae
Product: T5orf172 domain-containing protein
Exons: 2
Coding region: 110-1915 (601 amino acids)
Source: RefSeq, a predicted model, not a curated record